GCUGGAAAUACUUUCUGCAAACAGGAUAUUCUUUAUUAUCCCUUGCUGGAGUAAUUUCUAAAAAACCCUAGAUGGUAGCUUUUUAUUACUUCCGUUUCGGUGGCAGGACAGAGACAAAGUUUCCGAUGUUAUGAAUUAUACAUUCAAACAAUAACACAUUAAUUCAAUUAUUCAAAGAUGACAAAUGUUUAUGUGCUUUGGUAGUGACUAAGGAACAGAUUUGCUACUUCACCAGAACUCCUACGUUUUUAUCAAUGAAGUUUUAUAUUAUCCUGCUGGUCCGGGAAAGAAACCAAACUCCACCAAGGCGCGCAGUAAAAUGGACCCGACCAUAAAUCGAAGCCCUUUCAUAAGAGCGUUUAUUCCUGCAUAUAGCCCGGGCUAUUUUAUCAGUUUGACAAUUGCCGGAGUUGUUGUUAUAAAUCAUCAUAAGUAAUUCCUGAAAGGGUGCGAGGCUGCUGGGGGGCGGGCGGAGACUGUAAAUCUUUCUGUUUUAUUGCUCUAUGAACAUAUGCUCCGAUUGAAGAAGUCUUAGAUCCUUUACUGGAGACAAAUUCACGCAAAGCUGGAGUCCCACCAGCUCCGAGGAUUAACAUUUCCUUAAUACUUUCUUAGUCCCCUCUGCGAUGUCUUAAUUCUGGUGGCGAGGGCGCUCCUUUCUUCCUGCCGGCCUCCAUUUUUACCUUAAAUUUCACAUUUUUUAGCCCUAGCCUCCGAGCAGCCACCUCGCGGCCGCGGGACUUUUUCCAGGGCUUUCCGAGCUGCCCCCCGAGGAGGCAUUUUCUUCCCCAGCCUCCUCGUGCUCUGGGCUCGACUGGAGCCCAACUUUCCCCUCUCUGUGGUGUGUGGGAAGAGAAAGACCUCGUCGUCAUCCCAAAUGCCCGAAGCCCUGCAGAAGAGCCUUCGGCCGUGUGUGUACACACGCGAGCGUGCACAGGGGCAUGCGGGGCUCCGCGUGUGUACACACGGGCGCGGGGGCUCCGCGAAAGUACACAGACGCCGAAAUAUAUGGCUGACGGAAAAGGAUAUAAAGAACCAUUCCCUCUUACUUGAGGCGAGAUUUAAGUGCAUCAUUUCGAAGAAAUAUAGGAUUAUAAAUCCGAAGCCGUACACAAUAAUUUACAUUGAACUUACGCUUCCAUCACCGGACUCCAAUCUUUUUAUAACUGGUUUGCAAAGUCAGGAAAAGCAAUGUAAUUUAGAUAAAUGUUACAAUGCACUUACGGUUAGUAUUGUAAGGUAAUACGUUACUGUCACAUCCCCGUGCUUUGGAUGGUAAUGAAAUCAUAGCAGAUGUUAGAUUAGGUGUGGUGUAUUUAUAGCUACUGAUAUGUUAGAAAAUCAAACAGAGAAGCUAAUAUAUAUGUAUUUUGCCGAACUGGAAUUGUUGGGGAGCUUUGUGGGCACACAUGACGGAUAUACACCGGGGUUGCUCCGUGUCUCUACACACACACGGAGAGGGGAGGCAGGCUCAGGGCAGACAUACACACGCACAAAUGUCAUGAGUUUUUUUUUUUUUUUUUUUUUUUUUUUUUUUUUUUUUUUUCCCCGACGCUUCUUUAGCCUCCAGACAUCCAGACAGGGGUAGUCCCAGCAGCCCAGCAUUUUUCCCGGGACGGAGAAGGAGAAACCCAAAAACCCGCGCUUGCCGGUCGGCCCGGGCGCCUUGCCGCCGGAACAGCGCUGCUGCCGAGCUGCCCGAGGCUCAGGCGGUGGGGUGCAGCCGGUCCCCAAUUCCUCCUCUCGCUCCACUCCCUGGCCGUACCCGGCGGAGUUCACCUCUUCCCCGGCGCUCGGGCGGGCGCGGAGCGGCCCCGCCAGCCCCGCGGGGAGCUUGAGCCUGUGCCUGUUUUCGUUCUAUCGGGAAUUCUGGAGUGUGGAAAUGUCUGUAAAACCGCAAGAUCAGGCUUAGGACAGUAUUGUCUGCAGACAAAGGGUGAAGGAUAUAUUCUAAAAGCUGCAAGCACAGAUCCUGAAAAGUGAGGAGCCCAGGUUUAUGAUAAAUUGACACACAGGUCCGUGCCCGAGGAUUAUCCCAAGGAACCUGAAGAUCCUACACACACUGUUAAAGUCAAAAUUCAAGAAAAAACAUAAGUGUGGUGGCUCCCGCGGCGGCGAGUGGCCCAGGCCGACGACGUGAGGCGCGGGGAGGCAGUCAAUGAUAUUUGAGCAGGGGCCGCGGGCCUUGGCGAUCGCAGAGUGCAAGAUGCAGAAAGCCGCCUACUACGACAACGCGGGGCUCUUCGGGGGCUACACGUACAGCAAGGCCGACACCUACCCCUACGGCGCGGCCCACCAGCCCUACGGCCCGGCCGGCCUGGACGGCGAGUACCCCGCCUCCGCCUGCUCCGUCCAGGGCUCGGCGCCCGGCCGCGGCCCGGCGCACAAGGGCAGCGAGCUGAACGGCAGCUGCAUGAGGACGGCGGGGGGCGGCCCCGGGGGCAGCCAGCCCCCGGGCAUGGGCGAGCAGCAGCCCCCGGCGCUGCCACCCUCCUCCCCGCCCAACCCUCCCAGCGCGCCCCCUCCGAAAAAAGCUAAGGGGGGCCCCAACUCCUCGGGCUCCGCCACCGCCACCCUCAGCAAGCAGAUAUUCCCCUGGAUGAAGGAGUCCCGGCAGAACUCCAAGCAGAAAAGCACCUGCCCCCCCUCAGGAGAGAGCUGCGAGGACAAGAGCCCCCCCGGGCCGGCCUCCAAGCGGGUGCGCACAGCCUACACCAGCGCGCAGCUGGUGGAGCUGGAGAAGGAGUUCCACUUCAACCGCUACCUGUGCCGGCCGCGCCGAGUGGAGAUGGCCAACCUGCUGAACCUGACCGAGCGGCAGAUCAAGAUCUGGUUCCAGAACCGCAGGAUGAAGUACAAAAAGGACCAGAAAGCCAAAGGGAUCAUGCACUCCCCCGUGGGGCAGUCCCCGGACCGCAGCCCCCCCCUGAGCGGUCCGAACCACGUCGGCUACUCCAGCCAGCUCCCCGGCGUCAACAGCCUCAGCUACGACACCCCCUCGCCCACCUCCUUCGCCAAGUCCCAGCAGAGCAUGUACGGGCUGGCCGCCUACACGGCGCCGCUGAGCAGCUGCCUGCCGCAGCAGAAGCGCUACGCGGGCGCGGAGUACGACCCGCACCCCCUGCAGAGCAGCGGCGGCUUCGCCAACCCCGGCCUGCAGGGCAGCCCCGUCUACGUCGGGGGCAACUUCGUGGACUCGAUGCCGGCCUCGGGCCCCAUGUUCAACCUGGGGCACCUGCAGCACCCCUCCUCCGCCAGCGUGGACUACAGCUGCGCCGCGCAGAUCCCCGGCAGCCACCACCACGGACCUUGCGACCCCCACCCCACCUACACGGACCUCUCCUCUCACCACACGUCUCAGGGACGGAUGCAGGAGGCGCCCAAGCUCACGCAUCUGUAG
Cygnus olor (mute swan) is the source of this 3400-nucleotide messenger RNA. It is a transcript of the gene HOXD3, whose product is annotated as homeobox D3. Gene Ontology annotation, cellular component: nucleus. Gene Ontology annotation, molecular function: DNA-binding transcription factor activity, RNA polymerase II-specific; RNA polymerase II cis-regulatory region sequence-specific DNA binding. Lineage: Eukaryota; Metazoa; Chordata; Aves; Anseriformes; Anatidae. Gene Ontology annotation, biological process: regulation of transcription by RNA polymerase II. The transcript is spliced from 5 exons. Bases 2159 to 3400 code for a protein of 413 amino acids. The record is from RefSeq and is a predicted model, not a curated record.